Oryzias latipes (Japanese medaka) is the source of this 2085-nucleotide messenger RNA. Its product is annotated as retinal Mueller cells isomerohydrolase. Lineage: Eukaryota; Metazoa; Chordata; Actinopteri; Beloniformes; Adrianichthyidae. Gene Ontology annotation, molecular function: beta-carotene 15,15'-dioxygenase activity; all-trans-retinyl-ester hydrolase, 11-cis retinol forming activity; retinol isomerase activity. The record is from RefSeq and is a predicted model, not a curated record. Gene Ontology annotation, biological process: zeaxanthin biosynthetic process; retinal metabolic process.
GAUCAUGACAAAAAAAAAGGGGCAGGGUGCUUGCAUUUUCAUUCCUUUCUGUGAAAAAAAAAAACUGUGGUUUAAAUCCAAGUCUAAAUCUCUACAAGCAACUAGUGUGAUUGUGUGGACAACCAAAGCAACAACGUUGAAGAGCAACAUGGUCAGUCGCGUGGAGCAUCCUGCUGCAGGCUACAAGAAGAUCUUUGAGACAGUGGAGGAGCUGGAUGAACCCAUUCCUGCUCAAAUCAGUGGUGUUAUCCCAUCAUGGCUGGGGGGCAGUCUUCUCAGAAUGGGUCCCGGCCUGUUUGAAGUGGGAGAUGAACCCUUCCACCACCUGUUUGAUGGACAGGCUCUCAUGCACAAGUUUGACCUGAGGAACGGUCAGGUGACAUACAACAGAAAAUUCAUUAAGACAGACUCAUAUGUUCGUGCCAUGACAGAAAACAGAGUUGUCAUCACUGAAUUUGGCACCAUAGCUUAUCCAGACCCCUGCAAAAACAUCUUCUCCAGGUUCUUUUCGUACUUCAAAGGAAUUGAGGUGACUGAUAACUGUUUAGUUAACAUCUAUCCGAUUGGCGAAGACUUCUACGCUGUCACUGAAACCAACUACAUCACAAAGGUGGAUCCUGAUUCUCUGGAGACUUUAGAAAAGGUGGAUGUGUGCAAAUAUCUCUCAGUGAAUGGCCUUACAGCUCACCCGCACAUUGAAGCAGAUGGUACGGUCUACAACAUCGGUAACUGCUUUGGCAAAGACAUGAGUCUGGCUUACAACAUUGUCAAGAUCCCACCUGCACAGAAAGAUAAAUCAGACCCCAUUGAGAAAUCCCAAAUUGUUGUUCAGCUACCAAGCAGUGAGAGGUUGAAGCCCUCCUAUGUGCACAGUUUUGGCAUGACCAACAACUAUUUUGUAUUUGUGGAGCAACCUGUGAAGAUCAACCUGCUGAAGUUCCUGUCAGCCUGGAGCAUCAGAGGAACCACCUACAUGGACUGCUUUGAAUCCUGCGAGAGCAUGGGGACAUGGUUCCAUUUGACCACCAAGAACCCGGCAGCUUACAUGAGCAGCCACAAGUUCAGGACAUCUGCUUUCAAUCUGUUUCAUCACAUCAACACUUAUGAAGACCAGGGUUUCAUCGUGGUGGACCUCUGCACGUGGAAAGGUCAUGAGUUUGUGUACAACUACCUUUACCUGGCCAACCUGAGGGAGGAGUGGGAGGAGGUGAAGAAAGCGGCAUCAAGAGCUCCCCAACCGGAGGUCAGGCGAUACGUUCUGCCGCUGGACAUUUACAAGGAGGAGCAGGGCAAAAACCUGGUGUCUCUGUCCUACACCACCGCAACAGCUGUUCUUUGCAGCGAUGGCACCAUCUGGCUCGAACCUGAAGUGCUCUUUUCUGGACCAAGACAAGCUUUUGAAUUCCCACAAAUCAACUACUCUCAAUGUUGUGGAAAGAAGUACUUCUUUGCUUACGGCCUCGGACUGAACCACUUCAUCCCUGAUAGGAUUGUCAAGCUGAAUGUGCAGACCAAGGAGACGUGGGUGUGGCAGGAGGAGGACUGUUAUCCAUCAGAGCCAAUCUUUGUGGCCACACCUGGAGCCACACAGGAGGAUGACGGUGUGUUGCUGAGCAUUGUAGUGAAACCGGGUACAGAGAGGCCAGGAUUCCUGCUGGUUCUGGACGCCAUGAAGCUGACAGAAGUAGCCAGAGCGGAGGUCAACGCCAUCAUCCCAGUCACGCUCCACGGGUUGUACAAACCAUGACUUCAUCCAUCAUCACGCAAUUAUGACAGCAUUUCAGUUAGUGACGGCAACCGGUUUUCAAAACAGCAGCUGCAACACAUUAUAUUGAAUUAUCAUUAACUGGAAGCAUUUAUUCAAAUAUUUGUGCUAUAAUUGCAUUUUGAUAGCAUUCUUUUCCUUUCUUAGUCGGGUAUUGAUUUCUGGAAGCCUAAAGAAAACAAGUAAUGGGUUUUUUUUAAAUGAAAAAUGUUUUUUUUUUAUUGUUCAUGUGUGAAAUUAUAUUAGUAUAACUAUCCUUAAAGUGAAUUUACCUUAAACCAUUAUUUUCAAAUAAAAAUAUCCAUAAGAAGUCAUCAUUG